This is a messenger RNA of Colletotrichum phormii, 1392 nucleotides long. RefSeq names its product tat pathway signal sequence. The record is from RefSeq and is a predicted model, not a curated record. The coding region runs from base 1 to 1392 and encodes 463 amino acids. The transcript has 3 exons. Gene Ontology annotation, molecular function: oxidoreductase activity. Lineage: Eukaryota; Fungi; Ascomycota; Sordariomycetes; Glomerellales; Glomerellaceae.
AUGGCACGGCUCCUCUGGUACCGAGGUGAAGAGUGGCGAGAAGUCUGGGACUACUGGUUCAAGUGGACCCACGAGCACCUCACAUCCGACGACCUUCGCCCGAUGAUAUAUACCUACGAUGAGCUCGGCGCCAAAGCACUGGACAGACUGGAUGAGAUAUCACCUCCGGUGAAACCCUCAACCACUCCCAGUGAGAAGGUAGACACUCCUCAGGACGCGAAAUCGCACCGAGACUUGUAUGCUCUAUUGAGAGACAACGCAGACGCAGACGAGGCCUUAGGGAAGUUAUGGACUGAAAUCAAUACCGUCCCGCCAUGGGUCGACUGGGCCCAGAUUGAACGCGGACAGCAAGUAUUCCUCCGAUACGCCGGCCCAGCCAUAUUUGCUCACAUCCUCCAAGUCACCCGCGACCUCCCCUCCAUCCAACCGGGAGGCGAAGGCCACGCCUCCUCCGUCAGAGUCCGCCUCCUCCACGCCGCCGUCCGGCGCCGCAUCCUCCUCCUCGCAAGCCAGAAGCCCUCCUACUACGACGUAGCAGCCUACGGCGUUCCCGUAAACGACCUAGACUCUAUCGGCACCAUCUCAACUUUCUCUUCAACCCUCCUCUGGAUCGGCCUCCCGCGGCAGGGGAUUUACCUAAAGGACAGCGAAAAGGAAGACUACCUCGCCUUAUGGCGCUACGUAGCCUACAUCAUGGGCACACCCACCUCGUCCUUCUCCACGCUCACAAGGGCCAAGGCGACAAUGGAAACCCUCCUCGCCUCCGAGAUCCAGCCCUCCGACACCUCGCGCGCCCUCGCCAACAACGUCCUCACGGGCCUCGCGGACCAGCCGCCCUCGCACGUGUCGAGGGAGUUCCUCGCCGCGGAGACGUACUGGCUCAACGGCGCCAAGCUCGCGCGCGCGUUGGCGGUUGAGAGGCCGCCGUUUUAUUACUCGCUUCUUAUACUGGGACAGUGUCUCUUCUUUAUGUUUAUGUGUUAUUCUCGACGUAUGUUUCCCGGAUGGGAUGAGUCUAGGAAUAAGAACCUCCAAAAAGCCCUCUUCAACCUAACAGUCCACAAACCCGAGCUCGGCGCCCUAGGCAAAGAAACAACCUUUGAAUUCAAGUACAUCCCGACCCUGGACGUCAUGUCCACCGAGGCAGCGGCCCGAACCCAGCAGCAACAACACCCGGGCACACUAACCCAUGAACCCGGCUCCACCGCCGCAGCUGCAAAGACUGAAGGCGCGGGGGCACGAACAGGAGCACGAGCAGGAGCAAGCACCCGCCGCGUGCGCAGCAACGAACGCCGGAGCCUCAUGACCCUAAGCGUGGCCGUCACCGUGGGCGGUCUGCUCGCCUGGCUUGGGAUCCGCGGGGCUUCGGCGCUGGUGGUGAGGGUUCUUUGA